Messenger RNA from Hemiscyllium ocellatum (epaulette shark), 1550 nucleotides. Its product is annotated as zinc finger protein Pegasus-like. NCBI's taxonomy places the organism in Eukaryota, Metazoa, Chordata, Chondrichthyes, Orectolobiformes, Hemiscylliidae. Gene Ontology annotation, molecular function: DNA-binding transcription factor activity; RNA polymerase II cis-regulatory region sequence-specific DNA binding. The record is from RefSeq and is a predicted model, not a curated record. Bases 241 to 1485 code for a protein of 414 amino acids. Gene Ontology annotation, biological process: regulation of transcription by RNA polymerase II. The transcript is spliced from 4 exons.
UUUUGUUCGGUUGCUCGCUUCAAUCUUCCAGCAAGGAUUCGGCGGAAAAGAAAAUAAUUUAAAUUAGAAAUCCGUUAAAUUAGCUGGCAGCCCCUGUCGACGACAAUGCCGUUGGUCGCGUGCAAAAGAUCGUCUCCCCUCCGCCAGCCCGAUUGGGAUGCUACUCUGGUGAAACGGCGUUUCCAGGGCAGACGUUAAUUAGAGGGAAAUAAACCAAUUUUUUUAAACAUUUGAGAGAUCAUGGAGGAGAAGAGAGCUGCUUCUGUAGAUUUCGUCAAGGAUUUCCAGGAGUAUCUCACUCAACAAACCCAACAUGUGAACAUGAUAUCUGGCUCUGUUGGUGUGGAGAAGGACCCAGAAUCUCUACAAACUGGAUCAGAAAAUGAUCAAAAUGGAAUGCAUCAUGCUUCAGUUGAAGUUUCAUUGGAUGAUGGCUCUGGGCUAAUGGCUGAUGGGCUUGAAAGAACAUAUGAUGGAAAACUAAAGUGCCGAUAUUGCAACUAUGCUAGUAAAGGGACCGCACGUCUGAUGGAGCAUAUCAGAAUGCACACAGGUGAGAAGCCCCACAGAUGUCACCUAUGCCCGUUUGCUUCAGCGUAUGAGCGGCACCUCGAAGCACACAUGCGCUCACACACAGGUGAAAAACCAUACAAAUGUGAGCUUUGCUCUUUCUGCUGCAGUGAUCGAAGUAACCUAUCCCAUCACCGUAGACGUAGGCACAAACUUCUUCCCUUGAAAGGUGCUAGGACCUGCUUGACCAAUAAGAAAAUGUUGGGCAUUUUGCAGAAAAAAACUAACAACUCCCUGAGUUAUGGGACAAGACUUCUGAUUAAUCUAAGUCCUUCUUCCAUGAUGGUACCGAAGCCAGAUUACCUCAAUGACUUUUCUCAUGAUAUGUCAGCUAACUCCUAUGAGGGUUUGCAAAAAGUACAGUCUGUUGGGAUCUCAAGGGACACGCAAGAUAUUAUGGUGGAUAAUCCAUUAAACCAGCUUUCUACCUUAGCAGGCCAAUUGUCCAGCAUUCCACCUGAAAACCAAGCUCCAGCAUCUCCUGAGGUGGUAGCCUGCAGGGAUGAAAAACCAUAUGUGAUCUCACAGUCUACAGCUCCAGUCGUUUCCACGGUAGCUUCCAGUGUGGCCCAAAGCUCAUCUCCUGUCAGUCCAGAUGCAUGUCCCAUGCAAAAUCAGCGGAACUUCAGUCCUGUGGCUGGCCCCAGUAGUGAGCAUAGUGCUCAUACAAGUACACCUAGCGUGACGAACAGCCAGCCUAGCACCCCUGCUCCUGCACUUCAGGUCCAGGAUCCCCAACUUCUGCAUCAUUGCCAACACUGUGACAUGUAUUUUGCAGACAAUAUCCUUUACACUAUUCAUAUGGGGUGCCAUGGUUACAAGAACCCAUUCCAAUGUAACAUAUGUGGAUGUAAAUGUAGAGACAAAUAUGACUUUGCUUGUCAUUUUGCUCGGGGUCAACAUAAGCAGAAUUAACAUUACAGCACCUAAUUAAGAGCUGGUAUUCAAUUUCAAUACGUAUUAGACUAAUGUUGCUUCAU